Messenger RNA from Podarcis muralis (Common wall lizard), 975 nucleotides. It is a transcript of the gene NTPCR, whose product is annotated as nucleoside-triphosphatase, cancer-related. Gene Ontology annotation, molecular function: ATP hydrolysis activity. Lineage: Eukaryota; Metazoa; Chordata; Lepidosauria; Squamata; Lacertidae. The record is from RefSeq and is a predicted model, not a curated record.
CUUCCUCAGAAGCAGGUCCCACUGUGUACGGUGGAACUUACUCCCGAGUAAGUGAACGUGGGGUCGUCGCAGCCCAAGCCUACGAAAAAGAAAGAGCAACUGUCCAUCGCAAAGCGGGCAAGGGAGCUGCCGGACUUGGAAGCAGCAGAGACGGAGAAAGGCGAGAGAGAGGCUGGCAGCCGAAGCACCGCGGGCUCUUUACCCCGCUGCCGAGAGCGCGCGGCUGGAGGGAGGGAGGGAGAGAGGGCGAGGGCUCCCGCUACGGCAGGCCGCUUCCCCGCCGCUACCCGGACGGAGGCCCCCGCCAUGGCCAAGCACGUUUUCCUGACGGGACCGCCAGGAAUUGGAAAAACAACACUGAUCCAGAAAGCCACUGAAGUUUUAAAAUCAUCCGGUAUCCCUAUUGAUGGAUUUUAUACAGAAGAAGUGAGAGAAGGUGGCAGGAGAAUAGGAUUUGAUGUUGUCACUCUGAGUGGAAGAAGAGGAAUUUUGUCUAGAGUUGGCUCUGGUCCUUCCACAGCAAGGCGUGAAUACCGCGUUGGCCAGUAUGUAGUGGAUCUAAUAUCAUUUGAACAGUUGACUCUUCCUUUGUUGAGAAAUCCUGAUCUUGGCAGUAGCACAGUGAAAAAGGUCUGCAUAAUUGACGAGAUCGGUAAAAUGGAGCUCUUCAGCCAGUCCUUUAUUCAAGCUGCCCGUCAAAUUCUGAUUGGAUCAGGAACUGUGAUUCUUGGAACAAUCCCAGUGCCUAAAGGAAAGCCCUUGGGGCUUGUGGAGGAGAUCAGAAGUAGAAAGGAGGUGAAGGUCUUCAAUAUUACAAAGGAGAAUAGAGACAGCAUUUUGCAAGAUAUUGUGGCAGCUGUGCAGAGCUGCCUAAAAUGAUGUGCACCAUUUUAUGUGUUCUUUCCAUCCCAGUGCAACCUCCAUCUUUUUCUUUUUCAAAAUAAUGUUUAUUAAAGAUUUUCCUCAUUUACAAAA